Messenger RNA from Fonsecaea erecta, 1674 nucleotides. RefSeq lists its product as hypothetical. Lineage: Eukaryota; Fungi; Ascomycota; Eurotiomycetes; Chaetothyriales; Herpotrichiellaceae. Gene Ontology annotation, biological process: amino acid metabolic process. Bases 1 to 1674 code for a protein of 557 amino acids. Gene Ontology annotation, molecular function: protein binding; asparaginase activity. The transcript has 7 exons. The record is from RefSeq and is a predicted model, not a curated record.
AUGGACGUGACGGCCAUGACCACAGCCGAAAGGGAUGGUGAAAUGGCUCUAACGCGAAUGAUGAGCAAUAUGUCUUCGUGUCAUGUUCCCGAAGCUCGGGUACUGAUUAUCAUGACUGGAGGCACCAUCUCCAUGCAACGAUCUCCCAACGGUCUUAUUCCUGCCCGAAACUUUCUGGAAAGAUGCAUGGCACCGCGACCGGAAUUCAACGAUGGAGAGACCCACGAUCCAAUGUCCGUGAGGUUUCACGAUGGGCCCGAAGGGCUGGGCGAAUUGCAGAGCUUGCGGACGCCAACAAGCGUGUAUGCCGUACUGGAGUUCGAACCACUUCUCGACUCAUCAUCCAUAGACAGUAAGGGAUGGGCGGAAAUUGCGCAAGCGAUAUUUCGUAACUACAAAUUGUUCGACGGCUUUGUCGUUCUUCACGGCACAGACAGUCUUGCAUACACCUGUUCAGCUCUCAGUUUCAUGUUGCAGAACUUGGGCAAGCCUGUCAUACUCACGGUCGAACACAGCGCUCUUGAGGUGUUGGCGGCGACGGUUGUCAGCACUGGCAUAGAUGACCGCUUCCAGCACGUGCCUUUCUCCGAGCGCAAAAAUGAUGCUCUCGAGAACCUCCUCGACUCCCUGGACAUUGCUGGGCACUUCAUGAUUCCCGAGGUUUGUCUCUGCUUCAACUCGACCCUGUUUCGGGGCAACCGAACCACAAAGGUAUCAGCAAGCGCAUUUGAUGCAUUCGCAUCUCCAAACUUUCCUCCAUUGGCCAAAAUCACUGCAGUCGGUACCCACGUCGAAUGGAACUCGGUCAAAAGGUCAACCUCCCUGGAAGCCUUCAGCAUUCAAUCAGACCUUGAGAUUCACCAUGUGGCCUGUCUGCGCAUUUUCCCAGGCAUCAAACCGAAAAUGGUUGAAGCAGUUCUACGGACCGAGGGACUUCGCGGUCUCGUCCUUGAGACCUUUGGUGCGGGUAAUGCACCCAGUGGCCACGACAAUAAGUUGACCCAGGUCAUAUCUGACGCUGUUCAACGUGGCAUCGUGAUUGUGAACGUCACUCAGUGUCUAACUGGCAGCGUCAACCCGCUUUAUGCGCCUGGAAUGGUCCUUGGCCGAGCUGGCGUUGUUGCAGGCGGAGACAUGACAAGUGAAGCAGCGUUGACCAAACUGUCUUACCUCUUAGCCCUUCCUGGAGCAUCGCCAGAAUCGGUGGCCAAAGACAUGGCAACAUCGAUUCGUGGUGAGCUUUCAGAGCAAGCAGGGACAAUUUUCAAACAUCCGACUGGCGAGUUAUCAUCCCCCGUCACCCAACUGACGGCCAUUGCAUACGCGAUCGCCAGUGGAGAUAAUGAGAAGGUGAAGGACCUCCUUCGAAACGACAACCAACUGAUCAACCGGGCCGACUAUUCCGGAAACACACCCGUUCAUCUUGCGGCAACUGGGCCAAAUAUUGCGAUUCUCCGGCAUCUUCUGUCGCUUGGUGCUUCAGUUCACAUCCGCAACCACACCGGAUCAGGCAGGACACCUCUGUUUCUGGCAGCCAAUGCUGGUUUGUUGCCGCACGUAAUGCUUUUAAGACAGGCGGGCGGACAUCUCCAUGCCGAAGAAUUGGAGACGGCCAGACUCCACGCGAGCCAACGACCAGAGGUGUGGAAACAGGCUGGUCUCGAAGUGCCCUAA